Molecule: messenger RNA, 1845 nt
Organism: Lecanosticta acicola
Lineage: Eukaryota; Fungi; Ascomycota; Dothideomycetes; Mycosphaerellales; Mycosphaerellaceae
Source: the annotation of a GenBank genome assembly
AUGAAAUAUACAGCAGUCAGCGCGUUUGAGGCUGCUAGAAGAGCCAGAGAACCUGAAUCCAUCCCGAAAAACGAUCUUGCCGCGAGUCUCGCAGAGGCUCCCUAUGAUGGACACCUCGAGACUGGUUCGAACGCCGAAGAUGUUGAUGAAGUUGUGCCAAGUGUGGCGACGGAAUCAAAUCUUCCUCUGUCCACAUGGAGGCCGAAGGGAAAGAAUGUUCUUCGCGACGACGACGAGGUCUGGGAGAUCUCCAUGAAACCAGACGAGACUGUGACUGUCAUUGGAGAGUUUGAUGUGACCGUAUUGUCCGGCGUGGUGUCAGUAUAUGGCGCGAUGCUGCAUCCCAACUCUGUAAGCCAGAGAGUGUACGCUCUGUCGACAGCAGCCCUGCCAGUGAUAAUGGCGAAGAAAGCUACUUCACUCCGCAUCAAGAGUGUGACCCGAUCUAUCGAAUCGCUUGGCAAGUACUCUCCCUUGUUCAGGAACAUCAGCGUACAGGACGAAAAGGGACGCUCGUUCAAGUACCUGGCUUCGCCAAGAGAUGACCCUCUACGAAGGUCUCUGUCGUCACUUGAGAUCUCUGAUGACACUAAGAGAGUCAUUUCCAGAAUCAAUGCGCGACUGGAGGCCAACGAACGACCGCGGAUUCUGGCCGUCGGCGCGAAGUCGUCUGGAAAGUCGACCUUCAGCCGGAUACUUUGCAAUGUGCUCGUUACCAGGCCUGGAGGGCAGAAAGUUGCGUACCUCGACAUCGAUCCUGGCCAGCCAGAGUUUGGAACGCCUGGACAGCUAUCGGUCGUGGAAGUGGGCUCUCCGAUUCUCGGUCCACCUUUCUGUCAUCCGGCCACGACAAGAAGCUUGUCCUACCGGUUGAUCCGAUCGCAUAACAUCGCAGCCACAUCUUUCAAAGAUGAACCAGAUCACUUCAUCAUUUGUGUCAUGGACUUGCUCCGUCAUGUUCCGAAGAGUCUUCCACUCAUUACCAACCCAUGCGGAUGGGUGAGUGGCACCGGUGCUAGCGUUCUGCUUCAGCUGAUAGGCCAACUUCGCAUCACGGAUGUCGUCGUCUUGCACCCGGUCGAGACUCAGCUGCAGAACGACAUAGAAGCCGCGAAAUUGAAUGUACAUGCGGUUGCAAAGCGUCCCGGCGGGUCGUCGACAAAGACACCAGCUGAGUUGAGAUCGAUGCAAACGAUGUCCUACUUUCACCAAAAGCAAAAGACUGCCACUGCCAGCGAUUUGGUCUGGCUCGACAAGUCGAUCAGCAAAAUGCGGCCAUGGAUGGUAAGCUAUGACAGGAUCGAUUCUGGAAUUGCCGCUAUCCUCUCCUACAAUCACGCACCACACCCUGAGUUCCUAGCGGAAGUCCUGAACGGCAUGGUCGUGGCCGUGACGGUGCCUGACGAUGGCCUCAUCGAUCCUGAUAUCGUGAGAAGAACCCCUCAAGAAAGCCUGCCAUACAUGGUGUCUGAUUUGCAUGGUUGCUCAUCACCCGUCGACCCACGUGAGAGUAAUUGCAUAGGGGUGGCUCUUAUUCGUGGCAUUGACACCGAAAACAAGCGAUUGCUAUUACUCACGCCCUUGCACGACGCAGAGAUUGCCAGCCUCAUGCAACGGCAGAUUGUUCUCGUGAGAGGCAGCUUUGAUUGUCCUGAAUGGGCUUUCUUGGAGGACCAAUACUGUGCGACCAAAGCCGCUGCUCGAGCCGUCGACACCGAGAGAAACGCCGGAAACAUGGACGAGCAGCCUUGGGUAACACUCCAGGAGCCAGUAGGGAUAGAAGGAAGCAUUUGGCGGCUCAGACAUCCUCCAACGGCCGCUGAUGUCAUGAAGAGCAUGACUUGA